This is a messenger RNA of Caenorhabditis sp. 36 PRJEB53466, 1329 nucleotides long. The record is from the annotation of a GenBank genome assembly. NCBI's taxonomy places the organism in Eukaryota, Metazoa, Nematoda, Chromadorea, Rhabditida, Rhabditidae.
AUGCUUCACUCCGCUGCUCUCGUCGACAUCGUCAACAAGACGUUGCCAUAUCAGGCUCUGGGAGGAUCCCUUCUUCCGGUCAACAACAAUGCCGAGUUUAUGAGCCACACGAAUGCCAUCACCGUGACCAUUUGCGACCAGGAGGAGCCGAUUGCUUUCGGAUCGAUCGUCAAGUGCAAUGAGAGACAAGCCUACGUCAUGCUCGGAGAGGUCGACAAGAAGUUUGAAGACAAAACUGUCUGGAUUGAGCAAACUGCUGUCGAGAACAAGCUUAACUUUGCCUACAAGGUGAGUGCUGAAAACGUCCUAAAAUAUGUAGCUCAUAAUAAUUUAGAUUACCAAAUCGGUGCCACUGGUUGACUACUCUGGCGAGACCUACUUCGAGCAAACCUUUGCCGACAGAGAUGAGAAGUAGUUCUGUCUACAAUAUACCAUCAAAACAUAUUCCGUUUCAGGCCUGUUCACCUCCAUCUUCUGGAUGUUCUGAUCAACAACAGUGUUGGACUCAUCGGAAUGGAUGUCUCCAAAAACAUUACGGUUGACUUUGAGAAGUAGGCUAGAACAUAUCUGUGUGCGUAAUCUAUGUAGCCUUGUUCAAGAUUCUCGAACUUUGCAUCCUGGAGAGAUACCGUCGGCUUCGUCGUCGGAGAUAAACAUCUUUUCGAGCGGAUCACAGUGAAUAGGUGUCCUCUUUCGUGAUUCGAACUCCCGCCCUCAUUGUUCUGUUUGUUUAGAUUCGAACUUCUCUCGCUGGAAUCAGAUAACUCUAACGUUGACGUCGAGGAUGUGAGAGUCGAAAAACUGACCGACGUUCUCGAUUAUGACGCCGAAGUUUCGAUCUUCGACAGGGAAGACUUCCUGACCUCUCUUCUUAAAACCGGAGGGGUAAUAAAGUAUUAUUCGCAACGGAUCUUAAAGUUUACUGCCUUCAGGUAUCCGCUAAAGUUGCGAAGGUUCAAGGGCAAGUUGUGGGAUACGUCGUCAACACCAAAGACAACAUCCUCCAAUGCUACGGAGAUGAGGAGCACGUUCAAAGGUAACUCGAAGUGAUAUUCCAUUCUCACUCUUUUUGUUUCAGAGCUCUUUUCUCUGCCGCUGCUGCCAACAUGAAUCCAAAGGUGACCAUGUACGUCCGUAAGCAGACCGGACCACUUAUGGAUCAACUCUCGGAGGUAACUCGCAAAUAUUGCCACAUAUAAUUGUAAUUUUCUCAAUUUUCAGAGCGCCGAGGAGAAAGUCGCAAUCACUAGACUGAACACCCGCGUCAUCAUCAACACUAUCAAGUUCAACAAGAUCGCCUGUCUGAACAUGGGACUUCACUUGUUCUAA